AUGACGACUACCAUCACUCAAUCCGAGAUGGUCAUCAGGACGCAGCCUGAGAAAACACAGUACCCGGCGCCGCUGAAGCUCUCUGGGGCCCUUGAUCAGUUCAAGCAUGUGGAAGUAACGCCUGUAAUUGGACGUGAAUAUCCCAAUGUUAACGUGGUUGACGAUAUCCUCAACGCCAAGAACUCUGAUGAACUUCUUCGCGACCUCGCCAUCACGAUAUCCCAAAGAGGCGUGGUCUUCUUUCGCGCUCAGGACAACCUGACCGACGAUCUCCAGAAGACGCUGGUUCAUCGACUUGGUCAGCUCUCUGGCAAACCCGCAGACUCGACCCUCCAUAUCCAUCCCCUCCUCAAUAGUACUCACGAAUUUGGUGUCGAGGAUAACGAGAUAAGCACCAUCUCAUCGGCAGGUUUUAAGUUGUUCCCCCGCCAAGUCCAGAAAAAGGACCGCGAUGACAGGAAAGGGGGCGCCGCAUCGUGGCACAGCGAUAUCCAAUUCGAGGAAUAUCCGGCCGACUACACAAGCCUGCGGCUGGUCGAGCUUCCGGCUUCUGGUGGCGACACUCUUUGGGCGUCGGGAUAUGAGCUCUACGACCGGUUCAGCGACCCAUACAGGAGAUUCCUCGAGGGUCUGACCGCCACAUACACAGGAGAAGGAUUUCACAAGGCUGCCCAAGCCGAUCCCGAGAGGUUCCAAAUCUACGAGAAGCCGCGAGGCAACCCGGCCAACAUCGGCGGCGGGCUCACAGCCGUUCAUCCCGUGGUGCGAACCAACCCUGUUACCGGGUGGAAGUCGCUCUAUGCCAUUGGCAACUUCCCUCAGCGCAUCAACGAGCUGAGUGCGCGUGAGGGUAGGGACCUCUUGGAUCUUUUCAAGAGGCGGAUCGAGGAGAAUCACGACUUGCAAGUUAGAUUCAAGUGGACAAACAAGAACGACCUCGCGAUCUGGGACAAUCGCAGUGUCUUCCACAGCGCUACAAAUGAUUUCGAGCACCUGGGCGAGCGCCUAGGUCAUCGCACUGUUGGAAUCGGCGAGAAGCCAUAUUACGAUCCCCAAAGCGUGUCUAGGAGCGAGGCGCUCGGUUUAUAA
This is a messenger RNA of Scedosporium apiospermum, 1089 nucleotides long. RefSeq lists its product as uncharacterized. The record is from RefSeq and is a predicted model, not a curated record. Gene Ontology annotation, molecular function: 2-oxoglutarate-dependent dioxygenase activity. The coding region runs from base 1 to 1089 and encodes 362 amino acids. NCBI's taxonomy places the organism in Eukaryota, Fungi, Ascomycota, Sordariomycetes, Microascales, Microascaceae. Gene Ontology annotation, cellular component: cytoplasm. The transcript has 3 exons.